AUGGCCGCGAGCAGUCUCAGUGAUGACCGCAUCUGCUAUGAGGCAUGCCAGAGGCGCUCUGCACUUGAUAUGAAAGAAAAUCAUGUGGCCAUACAUUGCGGCGAUCUCACCACGGAAUCCAAGCUCGAUGAAUUUGAAAGCGCUAUCCGACUGCUUGAAAGAAUCGAUGCUCUUCUCAAGCUAACUAUUGCCGGGAAUCACAAUUUCGCUCUAUAUACGCCUAUGUUCAAGAAUAAGGUUGUAGAAGCACAUGAGCCUUUGGAUUCAGAAUUAGUCCGGAGAGUAUACGGCGAUUACGAAGAAACCAGGAGCAUGUUUGACAAUAGCGGAGUCAUCUUGCUGGAUGAAGGAACCCACCAUUUCAAUCUGCAGAAUGGAGCAUCGUUAACCGUCUACACCAGCCCAUACACCCCAUCUUUUGGAGACUGGGGUUUUCAGUAUCAUCCCGAGCAAGGCCAUGAGUUUGCGAUCUCAAGCAACGUUGACGUGGCUAUCACGCAUGGACCGCCUAAUGGCAUCAUGGAUUACGCUAAUGGUCAACGUGCAGGUAGUUCGGAUCUAUUUGAAGCUGUUGCUCGGGCCAGACCGUGCAUGCACUGCUUUGGUCACAUCCACGAGGGAUGGGGAGCAAAGCUUGCUGCAUGGAGGAAAAUGGUCGGUGAGAAGCCUUCUUAUAUGACUGACAUUGAUAACGAAAAUUCGACGGUGGUUGGAAGACUUGCCGAUAUUGUUCAGGAGAAUGUCCACAGAACGUCCUAUCAAACUAGCCACUGCAGCAACGACUCGCAUCCUAUUCAAUACAGCGCCCAUACACUCUUCGUCAAUUCCGCCAUAGAGGGUUCUACUGACGAAUAUUCGGUACAGCCGCCGUGGUUAAUUGAUCUCGAGCUUCCGAGGGCUGGUUAAGCCGGUCUUGUCAUCUACGAUCCUAUUUGAUAUAAUCUAUUCAUUUAAUGCUAAUGAAAUCAGGUCAGCUUCCGUAUUAUAAAUGACAAUUACAUCAGAUGAGCGAAAUACAC
Molecule: messenger RNA, 1019 nt
Organism: Aspergillus glaucus CBS 516.65
Lineage: Eukaryota; Fungi; Ascomycota; Eurotiomycetes; Eurotiales; Aspergillaceae
Exons: 2
Coding region: 1-906 (301 amino acids)
Source: RefSeq, a predicted model, not a curated record